Messenger RNA from Aplosporella prunicola CBS 121167, 657 nucleotides. RefSeq lists its product as uncharacterized. Lineage: Eukaryota; Fungi; Ascomycota; Dothideomycetes; Botryosphaeriales; Aplosporellaceae. The record is from RefSeq and is a predicted model, not a curated record. The transcript has 3 exons. Bases 1 to 657 code for a protein of 218 amino acids.
AUGCAGACAGCCAAAGAUGUCUCGCCUGAGAUCGAGGAAGGCGAGAGUCACUCAUCCAAGAGUCACAAGUCUACUGAAGACGUCUCUGCGUCGGAGCCUAAGAUCGAGGAAGGCGAGAGUCACUCGUCCAAGAGCCACAAGUCUACUGAAGACGUCUCUGUGUCGGAGCACGCAACUGGCCACUGCUACUGGGCUGGCACCGCACCAUUCUGUGACGGAAAAUGCCCGCAUGGCUACAACGAAUGCCGGACUCAUGGCUGUGGCGACGGCUCUUGCUGCGUGUAUGGCUGGAAAAAAUAUUGCUGCCAGAACCAAGCCUGCCCCGCGGGUACGCACAUCUUCAAUGCGGCGGAGCCUGAGAAUGAGAUCAAGCAACCCGAGGGGGAAGACUACUCCGAGAGCCACACACAGUACAGGACAAGCGACGAAAACGACGACCUUUGUGGACCGGACAAGGUCAUUUGCUGCACGCCAAAUGCUAGAAAAAAUGGUGACUGCGACUGCGUUGACAAGAAGGAGAGCAGUAUCUCCGCACCUCGGCUCGAUUCUAGCCAUCAGUGGACUUUGAAUGAACGCGGUGCCCAGGCACUUGCAGCCCCUGCAAAGGCAAACUCGGAUGGCGCCCAAGCUAAUGCUGCCGGUGCUCGGGCGGAUUAA